This is a messenger RNA of Haplochromis burtoni (Burton's mouthbrooder), 6259 nucleotides long. RefSeq names its product solute carrier family 45 member 2 (gene slc45a2). Gene Ontology annotation, biological process: transmembrane transport. The record is from RefSeq and is a predicted model, not a curated record. Bases 4776 to 6146 code for a protein of 456 amino acids. The transcript has 7 exons. Gene Ontology annotation, cellular component: membrane. Lineage: Eukaryota; Metazoa; Chordata; Actinopteri; Cichliformes; Cichlidae. Gene Ontology annotation, molecular function: sucrose:proton symporter activity.
ACCGGUACUAGUUUUAUUUUGUUGUAUUUAUCUGCGACACCUUAAAGGCCGGUCCGUGAAAAUAUUGUCGGGCAUAAACCGGUCUGUGACGCAAAAAAGGUUUGGGACCGCUGAUUUAAAGCAAACCAGUUCACUGAGUGCAUCAUUUGUCCAGUGGAGGUCCUGAAGUCUUAAAGCCUGUCUCCAUUUUUCAAAGGCUGUCGAGCAUGGCUUUUUAAAUAAAGGUCACAUAGAUGCAUCAGAUUCCAAGAAAGAUUAUCUUAUAGAUUCACCGCUGUCAGUAUUUACUGACUCAUCAUUAUAAAAGUACCUCUUACUCUGUAAUUUACAGUGUUGAUUAGGUGAAAGUUAAAUUAAAGAAUCUUUGAGAAAUUGGUGAUGGGGCUAAAGAGAUUUAUUAUCUUAAAAUUAUUAUAAGUGUCUCUUAUCCAUACAUCUAAGGUUGUUCCAUCCAUUCAUUUUAUUUCUGUCUGCUUAUAGCACAUCAAGGAGUAUUUUCCAAAAUCGAGGGGAAAAAAGAGCAGCUAUAUUUCAGACAGAAAGCACGUAGGCAGAAACAACAGCGUAUUUGUGCCUACCUCUCAUACAUAAUGCCAUGUUUAGCCGCCAGAAACAGACAAUGCAGAAAACAAUAUGUCACAAUUAAAUUCAUUUGAAAUAAAUCAAGUAGUUUUCUUAACUGACACAUAUUUAAACUGUGCCACUUAAAUUAAAGUCAUCACUGGUAUUAUUCCAUACAUUUAUUACAUCAACAGAAAACCUCUCCCCCCCUUUCUUUUAAAUUAGUUCUUAUCUUGACUUAAAAAAAGGCAUAUUCAUCCUAAUUCAUAAUUGGUUGUUAUUAACUGGGACAUAUCCCGGACACCUUGAGCUUUUUUACUUUAAACACAAUCAGCAUAAUUUUGAAGUUUUACCCUUGUAGUAGUGAAGCUGUUGAUCAAUUUGGGGAUGUUCCCCCCCCCCCAAGAUGAAAUAGAUGGUCCUCGUUAAAGGGCACAGUCGUACUUAAAGCUCACAGAUUGCAGAAAUUUACUCCUACAUCUGUCUUCCUGAACUGUCUGAACAAAAUGUUACUGAAUGACACUGGCAGUGCUUCAGUUAUAGCCUAGCCACACUUUUACUUUAUAAAAUAGCACCAAAUAACCACAUGCAGCCGAAGCUUUGACCCUGACCUCUUUUAAGGUGAAUAAACUUAACAAGAUGACAUUGUUAUUCUUAGACACAGGAGAGGAAAUAUAACACAAUUCUGGCCAACACACUACUGCAGGAUUCACAGCCGGCAAAGAGUUUGCACAUUUCAGGCCAUGGUUCACCAUUUGAGUGUAUGCAGGCAAGCGUGUGACGACUGUAAUUAAGCCAUCACAGCCAGGUCAUUAAUCACACCCUUAAUCCAGCCUUUCAGAUGGCUUCCUGUAGGCUCACUGCCAAUCCAAUUAAUGGAAAAUUAAUGAUGAAUUAUAUCUUAUCCUCAGUCUGGAUAACACAUUUGCCUGAAGCUUUUUUUUUUUUUCCGUGAUCCAUGUUUAUUAAUAUUUUGUCACACAGUGCAUAUAAACAGUAGGUUUAUAGGUGUGUGGAGCCCAGUGACUCUUGGUCACGGCCAAUUUUUACCCUAAAGUCAAACUAAAAUAAUCUAAAAAUUAUUAUUCAUGAAUGAAAUCAAAAGCUUGGAAUUUAUUCAAACUCUACAACAUCAGUAAGAAGUUCCAGAUGUGUUUGAUAUAUUUUUGAUGUUUCCUGGCACAGUGACAAAUGAUCUGAAGGAUAGAUGGACGGGUGCCUUGAAUUAUGCCUUUAUUUAACAAUGAGAAUGUCAGUGUGUAGCACAGUGAAAAUCCUUUCAUCAUUUCACGAAGAUCUCUCGGUAAAGAGGCAACUAUGAGAUGGUACGUUAAUGUUUAAAACAGUUAUGGAAAAAAAAUAACAUGAAAUUUCUCUCUAGGGUAUAUUUGUCUCUUUGUAAAAUUAAUCACACAUCAGGAAAAAAGCUGUUUUCCCAUAUACUUCCAUAGGACUGGAAGUCUUUUUGCACUGGGUAAAUUGUUCCAACCUCAACAAUUAAACUAUGUUUUAUUAUGUCUAGAGGGUAAAUUAGAGAAAAAACAAUGUUCUCUUAACAUGGCAUCCUUGGGUAAACAUAAAUGUCAGCUUGUUAGCUCAAAGCAUUGUCCCGUGACGCGUAUUUUAACUGGCACUUGUCCUUUAUAUGAAUCUUUUAAAGACUACCAAUAUGAGUUCAGCGCUUCCAAACCGCCUUUUUUUUAUUUGUUUGUUUUUAGGUUAAAGGAGUGGUGACUAUUAAAGAAACAGGCGGUCAAAGUAAAUUCUCCUGAGCCUGUUUUGAUGUCAUGGAGAUUUGAUUAAGACCACAUGAAAGACUUUUUCGUGGAAAUGCUAAUAAUUCACAGAAAUCUGAAUCAAGCAGUUUAGUUAAUCAAAUGCUAUGCUGGGUUUUUUUCUUCUGAUCACUCAAGAUGUUUGGAAACCGCUUAAUCUUGAUGAUAUAAUAUGUUGCAAGAGAAGUUCAGCGAUGAGAUAAGGGGCAUGAAAUACUAUUUCAAAUGAAUUUAAACUCAUAAAAAAGAAACAAGUAUAAAUAGCUCAGGAUUUCCUAACUUCAUUUAAUGUAAUUGUUAGCAUUUUAUUCUGGACUGGACCUCUGGGAAGUGGUACAUCACUCCAGGGUGUCCUGUCACGCUGCUUAGCACUGAUUUGUCCUAAAAGAUUAAUCCUUUAUUAUAGAGAUGGGGACUUAUACAUACUGGGGACAACUGCUGGAAAAUAUACUUUCAGGAUGAAGUCUGAAUGGUUGAAGUACGAACAAAGGAUGGUUUGUGUGUCACUUGCAUGCAAACUGCGUGUCUCCUGGUUCAUAUCCUCUGAUGAUACACACAAGAUGCUAAUUUUGAGAAAGACGCUUAACUUUGAGACUGCCCUUUAGGUAGCAGCCUUAGGUAACUGUAACUGCCAAGUAUUUAGAGGUCACAGCAUUCUAAGACAUUCUGCUAUAUCUAAUGUCGUCAUCCACACUUGAAGAGCUUGACAAUCAGCCUUUUUCUUCUUUACUACAACACCAAUAAAAACUUGGCUCCAAUAAGCACAUGAUGAGAUGGUGACAGUAAGAGAGACCGUGGAUCCACACAACAAAGUAAAAUUCCCAAUUGUUAUUUAUAAUGUUUACACAAGAAGUGAUUUAUAUAACCUUAAAUUAAAGCAGGGAUGGAACUGAAACUAAAUGGUAAAGAAAAAAGGAGAUGUUCCUUAAAAUAGUAGAUAUGAAAGCAACAGGGGUGAUGAAAAAUGUAACAAUAUUGUAACAAAAUAAACUAACAAAAAAGAGAGUUAACUUAUUCUGACCUAACUAUGAUUGAACUGAGAUUAAAACAAAAUCAAGAGGUUUGGGGAGGGGGUCAAAAUAAUACAAAAGCACCUGAGCUGCCAUUAGUGCUAAAUUAAUAUUGAUACUUAUGGAUUGCAGUUAUAGGGAUUUUUUUAUGAUAUAGUAGUGAGGACAGUGUUUAAUGAUUGUAAUGGUUAUACAAAAAACCCUUAUUGAAGAUUUAAGAAAUCAAAUCUAUUUAUCACGGCUGCUAUGUCUUAAGUAAAACAGCACAUGAUAUCACAUCAUAAUAGGCCUUUUUCUCCAAGUGUUUCAAAACCACCCCCAUGACUUGACAUUUAUUGAUGUCAAGUCAUACAUUUUGUGUUUAUUUAUUCUAAAUUGAUCUGUAGCUCAAAAUUUGGCAUACACAGAGGCAAUAAUACUGUGGAGGCAUGAAAUAUAACCAAAAUGCAAGAGUUAACCGGUAAUGUUACAAAGGAAGGCUGCUUAAAUGUACAAUUACCACCCCUCUCCUUACCCUGCCUCCAACCAAAAACUGAAUACCUGCACAAAAUGACAUUUAUUCAGUUUUGAGUUGCAUAAAAAAAAUCAGUCAAUUAAACUAAUCCCCUAAAUUAGAUUUUCAACAAUUAGGUUUACAUCAUAGCUGCCAUAAAUUAACAGUAUUUAAUUUUUUAACAGUAUUUCGAAUGACCAGAAUCAUUCUGUAAUCGUUCAUUCAUCAGUAUGCACAAGCUGUUUAUUCAAAUUUAUUAUUUUUAAUGCCAAAAUAUAAUUAGUGUUGUUGUCCACAAAUGUUCAAAUUAAUUGCUUUACAAAUAUGCUGAUAAAAAACAGUAAAGCACACUUUUGGAUUAAGAUCACACAUUACAAAUAUUUACUUGCACUCCUAAACAGAUAAAUAUUGUUUUAGCUGUUGUUUCAGUUGUACAGCACACUAGUGUGCCGGCUCACGUUUGGAUAGAAAAACAUGAAUUUAGCUUUGUGAAUUCAGUCAUCUUUACUUGUUUUAAAGUAAACACUACUGGCCAGUCAUUAGUGGCCAGUAGUGCCACCCAUUGCCAAAACUAACUCAGCCCCAUGAGCUGCCCGAGGCCUUUACUAGACAGAAUAGGAAAAGCCAUUCUGUAAUCUCUUUAAAACACUCCCUUCUUUUUCCUCCUCCCUUGUCUUUCUCUCCUCCUCGCCGAGUCUUGCUCAGACCUUCACAUGCAAAAUAAAGCUGUGUGGCGCUUGAACUCUUUGCUCAGCUAUGCAGUAGUGAAGAGGAUUAACUCAAGCCAAGCGCCAGUUUUGGCAUUUCAUCCAUCCCUUGGCAGACGGAGAGAGACUACCAAAAGCUACCUCUUUGCCUCUCUUCAUCUAAAUCUCCUCUUUACUUCCUUUCUGUUCUCUUUUUCUCCUUCUGUCCUUUACCCCCUCAUUUUCAAUUAUGACUCUGUUAUCAGAAGAUCAGUCUGUGAGGCCCCAACACUGCCGGAUCUCUGAGCCUGGCAAACACAUCAGCACUUCUCUGCACCAGGACUCAACAGACUGCAAUGGUAGCAAUGUGGACUACGUAGACAGUGUGGAAGACUCUGUCUUUGGAGCUGUGGAGCCUCACAGGCGCUCUCGGGGGCGCCUUAUUCUCCACGGCCUGGUCAUGUUUGGAAGGGAAUUCUGCUAUGCCGUGGAGGCAGCUUUUGUCACGCCGGUGCUCCUGAGUGUGGGCCUGCCCCAGAGUCUGUACAGCUUGGUGUGGUUGAUCAGCCCCAUCCUGGGCUUCCUGCUCCAGCCCAUCAUCGGUUCAGCCAGCGACUAUUGCCGCUCGCCGUGGGGCCGGCGGAGGCCUUACAUCCUGGCACUGGGCAUCCUCAUGCUUGUGGGAAUCACCCUGUUCCUUAAUGGAGAUGCUGUCAUCUCAGCACUCGUCAGAGAUAGGUCUCUGAAGAGCAUAUGGGCCAUCGUGGUGGUGAUGUUUGGAGUCGUGCUGUUUGACUUUGCUGCAGACUUCAUCGAUGGACCCAUCAAGGCCUACCUGUUUGAUGUAUGUUCACAUGAAGACAAGGAAAGAGGCUUACACUACCAUGCUCUCCUCACAGGCCUGGGCGGAGCAUGUGGUUACCUGGUGGGAGCUAUGGACUGGGGUCACUCCGCGUUGGGCCGUCUCUUUGGAUCCGAGUACCAGGUCAUCUAUUUCUUCUCAGCGCUGACCUGGGGCAUCUUCCUCACUGUGCACCUCUUCAGUAUUCCAGAGCAACCUCUGGGCAAGGCACCAUCUCCAUCUGAUUCACCAUCCAGCCCUCUUCGCCUGCUGAGCUCUCAUAGCAAUAGUUAUGGAGCACUUAAGGAGCCUGUCUCUCCUGUAGUCUCUGCAUCUGUCACAGAUCUCAGGCCCAGAUCUUUCUCAGCCCUGGGAGAAGCCAAUUCAGUGACCUCAAGUGUCAAACAGCCAAACAAAGAGGACCAGAAGAAGAUGACGUUCAGGUUGCUGAUAAAAGCUAUUGUCAAUAUGCCAAGUCACUACCGCUGCCUGUGUGUCAGCCACCUGCUGGGAUGGACAGCGUUCCUCUGCAAUAUGCUUUUCUUUACCGAUUUCAUGGGACAGAUUGUGUAUAAGGGGAAUCCGUACGCCGAUCACAACUCUACCGCCUAUGCCACAUAUGAGAGGGGAGUAGAAGUUGGCUGCUGGGGAUUGUGCAUUAAUGCAGUGUCCUCUGCUCUCUACUCAUGGAACUCCCUUAGCAUGCUUUUGCCAAGGCAUCCUGACCUGCGUUAUUCUGAACACAUGUGCAGCGCUUCCUCCUCUCAUACAUCGGGCUGAAGGGAUUAUAUUUUAUGGGCUACCUUGUGUUUGGAUUGGGCACCAGCCUGAUUGGCCUUUUCCCCAACAUCAUAGCAACGCUCGUCCUCUGCAGUGUGUUUGGUGUCAUGUCG